ACAAAAGCAUUUCCAAGCUGCUUACAAUGGCGGCGACAACAGUAGAAGAGCAGUUUCAUUUCGUUGUGCUUCCUUUUAUGUCCCCAGGGCAUACGAUCCCCAUGAUAGACUUUGCCAAGUCACUGGCCAGUUUCGGGGUUAGAAUCACAAUUCUCCUAACACCCCAAGAUGCCAGCAGAGUCAAAUCUGUGAUUGUUCGUGCGCAAGAAUCAGGGCUGCCAAUCCACAUUCUCCAGAUUAGCUUUCCCUGCACAGAGGUUGGGUUACCUGAGGGCUGUGACAAUGUGGAUUUUCUUCCUUCUUUUGAUCUGUUGCUGCAAUUCUACGAAGCAGUUAGGAUGCUUCAACCUCAAGUUGAGGGGUUGCUGAGAGAGAUGAAGCCAUCCCCGAGCUGCAUAAUUGCUGAUAUGAACUUCCCAUGGACAAACAAUGUUGCCCAGAAGCUUAAAAUCCCAAGAAUUGUUUUCCAUGUGAUGGGUAGCUUCCCUCUCUUGUGCUUGCACAACAUAAGGAAUUGGAGUGGCUUUCAAAGCUUAGAGUCCGAGUCCCAAUACUUUGAGGUGCCUGGACUGCCUCACAGUAUUCAAGUAACCAAAGCUCAGGUCUCACAAAUGUUGGCUCCAAUCUCCGAUGGAAAGAAGGACAUUACCAAAGAAAUACAAGAUGCAGAGGGUAACGCUUUUGGGAUAGUGAUGAACUCAUUUGAGGAGCUGGAAAGGGAGUACACCAAAGAAUUCAAGAAAGCCAAAGGGAAGAAAGUUUGGAGCAUUGGCCCAGUUUCUCUUUGCAACAAGGAGGAUUCAGACAUGGUUGAAAGAGGAAACAAGGCCACCAUUGAUAAGCACCAGUGCUUAAAAUGGCUGGACUCCAAGGAAACCACCUCUGUCCUCUACGUCUGCCUAGGGAGCCUAGCGCGAUUGCCCACUUCUCAGAUGAUAGAGCUUGGGCUUGCACUGGAGUCAUCAAAACGCCCCUUCAUUUGGGCUAUUAAGCACAUUUCUAAUGAGUUUCAAAACUGGCUUCAACAAGAAAAAUAUGAGGAACGAGUUAAAGGGCAAGGCCUUAUCAUCUUCGGUUGGGCUCCGCAAGUUCUAAUCUUGUCCCACCCUUCUAUCGGGGGAUUCUUGAGUCACUGCGGAUGGAAUUCGGCCCUGGAAGCUAUUACUGCAGGUGUGCCACUCAUCAAUUGGCCAAUGUUUGGGGAGCAAUUCUUGAACGAGAGGUUAGUUGUGGAUGUGCUCAAAACUGGAGUUAGAGUUGGAGUGGAGUUGCCGGUUUUGGUUGGGAGGGAAGAACAGACAGGAGUCCAAGUGAAUAGAGAUGAUAUUGCACUGGCAAUUGAACAAGUGAUGAGUGGAGGAGAGGAGGCUGAAAUGAGAAGAGAAAGAAUGAAAAAGCUUGGAGAAAUGGCAAGGACGGCAAUGGAGGAAGGAGGUUCAUCUUUCCUCAAUAUUGCCAAACUAAUUCAAGAUGUUGCAGAGGAAACCAACACUCUGAAAUCAGGCUGAGCCUAUGAUGUUUCAAUUUUUAUUUCUUAAUUUCUACUUCAUGUUAGUUAUUGCAGUUUGAUUGACCAUUA
This is a messenger RNA of Ipomoea nil (Japanese morning glory), 1579 nucleotides long. RefSeq names its product UDP-glycosyltransferase 73C1-like. NCBI's taxonomy places the organism in Eukaryota, Viridiplantae, Streptophyta, Magnoliopsida, Solanales, Convolvulaceae. Gene Ontology annotation, molecular function: UDP-glycosyltransferase activity. The coding region runs from base 27 to 1508 and encodes 493 amino acids. The record is from RefSeq and is a predicted model, not a curated record. The transcript has 2 exons.